Molecule: messenger RNA, 1695 nt
Organism: Fraxinus pennsylvanica
Lineage: Eukaryota; Viridiplantae; Streptophyta; Magnoliopsida; Lamiales; Oleaceae
Source: the annotation of a GenBank genome assembly
AUGGAUGUACCAAAGGACCAAUUUUCUACUCUGCUAGAGCACGGUCUCUUUUCUUCAGCGCAAAUUCUUGGUUGCUUUGCUGUUUCAUCCACUUCAAUAAAUCCAGAGAACAGCCCUCAUCUUAAAGCUGAAAGCUUGGUGCAAUUUGGUGAUGCACUUUUUCGAGAAAAGGAGUACCGAAGAGCAAUUCAAGCAUAUAAGCAAGCAUUGCAAUACCAUAAAAUAAUUCCAAAGCAAAGUGCAGUAACACCACCAAUGACUAGGAGCUCACUGUCCGCAUCAAACAGGUCUUCUUCUCCAAAUUCUGCUAGCAUUUCUGGAAUAAAUGAAAAUGAGGUGAAGUUCAAGAUUGCAACAUGUCACAGCUCACUAAGUGAGAAUAGAGCUGCUCUGGCUGAGAUGGAAGGAAUUCCAACCAAAUCAAGGAAUUUAGAGAUGAGCCUUAUGAUGGCAAAGCUUUACCGAAAUUCUAGGCAUACUCGCUCCGCUAUUGGCUGUUAUAAGGAGUGUUUGAGGCAGUGCCCUUUCAUAAUUGAAGCUAUUAUAGCCUUAGCUGAACUGGGCGUUGCUGCCAAGGAUAUUAUUUCACUAUUUCCACAGACACCCAAUAGAAGUGGGAGACCUCCCUUUGAUCAUUUUGAUUCUAGUCGCUGGUUGCAGCGUUAUGUUGAAGCUCAAUGUUGCAUUGUUUCUAACGACUACAAAGGUGGUCUGGAGCUUUUCACUGAACUUUUGCAACGAUUUCCUAACAACAUACACUUAUUACUGGAAAUGGCAAAGGUCAAAGCCGUUAUUGGAAAAAAUGAUGAAGCCAUUUUGGAUUUUGAGAAGGUUAGGUCAAUUGAUCCAUAUGUGGUUACAUAUAUGGACGAGUAUGCAAUGCUUUUAAAGCUCAAGUCAGAUAGUUCCAAGUUAAAUAAGUUAGUGCAUGAUCUCCUGAGCGUUGAUCCCACACGGCCUGAAGUUUUUGUGGCCCUGUCUGUUUUGUGGGAAAAGAAAGAUGAUAGAGGAGCUUUAUCCUAUGCUGAAAAGGGCAUCCGCAUUGAUGAGAGGCAUGUAGCUGGUUAUAUAAUGAAGGGGAAUUUAUUCUUGUCGAUGAAUCAGCCAGAAGCAGCCGUGCUUGCCUAUAGAGGAGCCCAAGAACUACGGCCUGACCUUCGUUCCUAUCAAGGCUUAGUCCGUUCAUAUUUGGCACUUGCAAAAAUCAAAGAGGCUUUGCAUGCUGCAAGAGAGGCAAUGAAGGCCAUGCCUCAGUCAGCGAAGGCACUAAAAUUAGUUGGGGAUGUGCAUGCCAGUAGCACUAGUGGCAGAGAGAAGGCAAAGAAGUUUUAUGAAUCUGCCCUCAGGCUGGAACCUGGUUUUCUUGGAGCGGCAUUGGCUUUGGCUGAACUCCAUGUUAUGGAAGGUCGAAAUGGAGAUGCAGUUUCUCUACUUGAGCGUUAUCUAAAGGAUUGGGCUGACGACUCUCUACACGUUAAGCUUGCUCAAGUGUUUGCAGCUACAAAUAUGUUGCAAGAAGCCCUUUCACAUUAUCAGGCAGCGUUACGGAUAAAUGCCCAAAAUGAAGCUGCCAAGAAAGGAUUAGAACGCUUAGAGAAACAGAUGAAGGGAGUGGAUCCUGAUGCUCCCGAAGAAGAUGAAGAUAACGAGGUUGACGAUGCCGAUGGUGACCAGGAAGAGGCUGAGCUAUUAUGA